GUCUCUGUGGUGUGACGGAAGUAGGUUGGGUGCUUGCUGUUGUUUACCGCUUGGAGAGCUGAUGUCCAUGUAAAUAAAGUGGGGAAAGGCAAGGAGUCUUGCAGAAAAAAACCCAGAACACUGUGUGCCUGCCUCAACUGAGGCUGCCCCAUCAAGCUCAUAUGGCACAGCAACGUGGAGUUAAUAGCCUUCGCUUCAAUCAAGAUCAGAGCUGCUUCUGCUGUGCUAUGGAGACAGGAGUUCGGAUCUAUAAUGUAGAACCUCUUAUGGAGAAGGGGCACCUCGAUCACGAACAGGUGGGCAGCGUGGGGCUGGUUGAAAUGCUACACCGAUCUAAUCUCCUUGCUGUUGUAGGAGGAGGUGGCAACCCCAAAUUCUCUGAGAUCUCAGUCUUGAUCUGGGAUGAUUCCCGUGAAGGGAAGGAAGGCAAAGACAAACUGGUGUUGGAGUUCACCUUCACCAAACCAGCGUUGGGUGUUCGUAUGAGGCAUGACAAAAUAGUAAUUGUGCUGCGGAAUCGAAUCUAUGUGUACUCCUUCCCUGACAACCCCACUAAGCUCUUUGAGUUUGACACUAGGGACAACCCCAAAGGGCUUUGUGAUCUCUGUCCCAGUUUAGAAAAGCAACUCCUGGUUUUCCCUGGGCAUAAAUGUGGCAGCUUGCAGCUUGUGGAUCUUUCCAGUACCAAGCCUGGGACCUCAUCUGCCCCAUUCACCAUCAAUGCUCAUCAGAGCGAGAUUGCCUGCAUUUCCCUCAACCAGCAGGGCACUGUGGUGGCCUCUGCCUCAAAGAAAGGAACCCUGAUCCGCCUCUUUGACACACAGACCAAGGAGAAGCUAGUGGAGCUCAGGAGAGGGACUGAUCCAGCCACUUUGUAUUGCAUUAACUUCAGCCACGACUCUUCAUUUCUCUGUGCAUCCAGUGACAAAGGGACUGUCCAUAUCUUUGCUCUGAAAGACACCCGAUUAAACCGCCGCUCAGCAUUGGCCCGUGUGGGAAAGGUUGGGCCUAUGAUAGGUCAAUAUGUGGAUUCGCAGUGGAGCUUGGCCAGCUUCACUGUGCCAGCGGAGUCUGCCUGCAUCUGCGCUUUUGGGAGGAACACUUCCAAGAACGUCAACUCAGUCAUUGCUAUCUGUGUGGAUGGUACUUUCCAUAAAUAUGUCUUCACUCCUGAUGGAAACUGCAACCGUGAGGCCUUUGAUGUCUACCUGGAUAUAUGUGACGAUGAUGACUUUUGAAUGUAGCUUUGCUCCCUUUGUUCAGGCAAAAGCAUGUGAGGCUGAAGCAUUGAAAUCCAGUGUUACGCAAGCAGCAACAGGAGUUUCCUUUCUUCUCCACCUGUGCCCCCAUUUGCUCCAGAAGGUUCCCUAACAAAUUUGGAGGUGUGGGGGGAAGCUGCAGGGGAUGGGAAUUCUACUGGCAGAAGACCAUCAUUAGAUAUAAUGUGAAGGUUUUUAGCCAAGGAUGAGUGCUGAGAUAGGAAAGGCUGAAAGAACCCUGCAGAAUGUUGGUGUAGGAUGGGCUGAAUUCUUGAGAACAGCUGGAUUCUUUAUUUCUUGAUGCCACAUUUCCAGAAGUGCUGUUCUUACUGCUGCUCUAGCUCAGCUGCCCUGUUCACGUAGGACUGAGAAAUACACACCGACGGCUGUGUUUUGGCAGCAAGAACACGUCAGAACUCUGCUCCUCCUAUAUCUUGGAACCUCAGGAGGCUGCCUGAUGUUGAUGGACAUUUGGGGAGUAGAGAAAGGGCAGAGUUAUAAUUAAAAAUCAAGAACAGAUGUUUAUGUUCUUUAACAGUCUGUGAUC
Molecule: messenger RNA, 1806 nt
Organism: Candoia aspera
Lineage: Eukaryota; Metazoa; Chordata; Lepidosauria; Squamata; Candoiidae
Gene: WDR45
Product: WD repeat domain 45
Exons: 11
Coding region: 162-1238 (358 amino acids)
Biological process (GO): protein lipidation; protein localization to phagophore assembly site; nucleophagy
Cellular component (GO): extrinsic component of membrane; cytosol; phagophore assembly site membrane
Molecular function (GO): protein binding; phosphatidylinositol-3,5-bisphosphate binding; phosphatidylinositol-3-phosphate binding
Source: RefSeq, a predicted model, not a curated record